Anarrhichthys ocellatus (wolf-eel) is the source of this 2027-nucleotide messenger RNA. Its product is annotated as sialic acid-binding Ig-like lectin 13. Bases 239 to 1198 code for a protein of 319 amino acids. Lineage: Eukaryota; Metazoa; Chordata; Actinopteri; Perciformes; Anarhichadidae. The record is from RefSeq and is a predicted model, not a curated record. The transcript has 10 exons.
UACUGCCUCUACUAUAUCUUCAUUCACCUUCCCCUUCAAUAUCCAUUGUAUUCUCAAGUGGCCUGCCGUUUUUUUUCUGUUGCUUUUAGAGUCCAUAUUUGUGUCAACGAAACCGCAGAAUAGUACAGCACAUGUCAUCAUUCUCAAGGAGGUGCUUUUAGCAGAAAAAGCAGCCUUGAUCAGCCAGAAAGCAGCUUUAUCAGCAUCCAUUCUAUUAGACCACCAAAACCUCCGAAGUAUGGACAAAGGGACAAGGAUGAUGAUAUUCUGUCUACUUUUGGCAGCUAUUAUCAGCUCUGUGCUUACUGGAGAGUGGAAGGCAAAUGUUGUGAAAGAUAUUGACGUCCUGGUCACAUCCUGUGUUGUGGUACCCUGUUCAUUCACCCAUCCUAAAGAAAAGCUGUCCUCCUCCAGACUCAGAGGGAUCUGGCAGCGGUCAACUUUUCGAGAUCAAUUCAUCUAUCAUGAGGAUCCAACGCAGAUCUUGGAAAACUUCAGGGGCCGCACACGGUUGUUGGGAUAUCUGGGUCAGAACAACUGCACCUUAGAAAUGACUGACAUUAAAGAUCAUGACAGCGGCCCUUUCUGUUUCCGGAUUGAACUAGCACGGACAGAGACUGAUUUGUCCACUAUUGACAAGUUCUCCUUUGUGGAGGAUUGUGUCACGUUCAGAAUGCUCCCUGAUCCUCCAAAACCUACGCUGACUCACCCAAAGACAGCCAUUCAAGGACGUCCCUACACUGUCACCUGCUCAGUCACCCAUACCUGCCCUUCCUAUGUGCCUAAACUCAAAUGGAGUACGGUCACUACAGAUGAUGUGGUCACUGAAGUCCAGAAAGAAAUUCGUUUUGGCUACUGGGAGGCACAGUCCAUCCUGACGUUCACUCCUGAGGAGAAGGACGACCACAGCGAGGUCACUUGCACAGCUGAAUUUAAUGGAGGGAGCACAUCCAAUACAGUCCUGAAUCUCUAUGUUAAACGUACAGAAAACUAUAACCACAUCAUCAUUCCAACAGUGGUGGCGAUUGUUACAGCUGUGGUCUUUGGAGUCUUCUGCAUUGUAAUGGUGAAGAGAUAUAAGGGACGCAUAGCAGAGCUCCAAAGUGGGGAUGGCAGCAUGUGGAACCGGCUCUCCAGGAUGUCUCGCAGGAUCCGUUCUGAUGUCUCAAGACCAUCUCGUUCUGAUCAAAGUUAUUAGCCAAAAUCCUGCAAUUACCAAGAGGACCUUGAUGACGGGGACGAUUAACACUGCCGAUCUCAACGUCUAUGGAAACAUAUGAAAAAACACCAAAAGAAUCUAAUCAUGCUUAUAAUGGUCAUUUGUAUUAAGAGCAUGAUGACUGCAGUUUUUAUACACGACUACUGUGGUAUUCUCUGUUAUCAAGUAAACUAUAUUUGAUUCUCUCUUUGAAAUUACAUCAAUUAAUUAGGGAAAAUAAAAUGCAUUGGUAAGUGCAACUUUGCUCAGUCAGAGUACUUGUUUGUUUGUCACCAUUGUUGGGCCUCAAGCAUAACCAAAAUGGCAUGAAGUUGAAUUAAAUAAAUACCAGAGGCAAUACAUUUCGUGAAAAAUGCUUAUUUGCUUUCUUGCUGAGAGUUGGAUGAGCAGAUUGAUACUACUCAUAUAUGUCCGUUUGUAUUUGAAGCUGCAGCUUAGCUUAGCUUUGCUUAAAGACUGGAAACAGCUGUAUCGGCUUCCCAAAGGUGACAAAAAUCUCCAACCAGCACCUCUAUUAAGUAACAACAUCAAAUAUUUUUUAAAUUGCAAGCUUUAGGAAAGCAGAUUUUUCCAAAGAGGUUUCCAAUCUUCAUGUAAAGAUAAGCAAACAUCAGGUGUCUGGUUCCAUAUUUUUCUUGGCAAAAAGGUGAAUUGUAUUUAAUAUAUUAUUAUUGUAAGUGUAUUUCCCAACAUGUCAAACAAUUAAUUUAAAUAGUCUACAUAUGCACAUACAAUCAUAGAGGGCUGGUGUAUUUUAUAUCUCUGUUAAUAACAAAAAUGAAUAAAAGAAAAACAAUCUAGGUCAAAA